Molecule: messenger RNA, 2806 nt
Organism: Osmerus eperlanus (European smelt)
Lineage: Eukaryota; Metazoa; Chordata; Actinopteri; Osmeriformes; Osmeridae
Gene: ikzf1
Product: IKAROS family zinc finger 1 (Ikaros)
Exons: 8
Coding region: 134-1858 (574 amino acids)
Biological process (GO): regulation of transcription by RNA polymerase II
Cellular component (GO): nucleus
Molecular function (GO): DNA-binding transcription activator activity, RNA polymerase II-specific; RNA polymerase II cis-regulatory region sequence-specific DNA binding
Source: RefSeq, a predicted model, not a curated record
GGUCUACUGGGUGUCAGCUUUUAUUGGCACGAUACAAAGCAAGUGCCAAGGGCUGGUGCCUCGACUCCCUGAGCAGAGUCGGCCUCUGGAUAAAAGCAAGCAAAAUGUCUCACUCGAGCACAGAGACAUAGAAAUGUUGGGCUGGAACGAGGAAGUACAGUGGAGAGGGGAGGGACCGAGGGCAGAGUUCCAUGGUGCUGCCGCGGCGCUUCGAACUUCUGCACAUGGAGCGGGGGAGAGUUGGAAGAACUUCAUAUUGCAAACUCAAGGAAUAGCAGAGUACCUGCACCGAAUGGAGACAGAGGAGGCCCACGAGAUGUCCCAAAUGCCAGGCAGGGACAGCCCCCCUCCCAAUGAGGUAUCUGAGGAUGGGGAGGAGGCCAUGCUUGUUCCAGAGGACCUGUCUGCCAGCUCCGCCCACCAACAGAACAACAGGGACAAGGGGUUGCAAGCCUAUAAUAUUAAAGUUGAGGCUCGCAGUGACGAGGAGAAUGGGCUCGCCUGUGAGAUGAAUGGCGAGGAGGAGGAGUGUGCGGAAGACUUGCGCGUACUCGAUGCUUCGGGGGCCAAAGUGAACGGCUCGCACGCAGGCCAUGACAGCAAGGCCUACUCCUCGGCCGGGGGUAUCCGCCUGCCCAACGGGAAGCUCAAGUGCGAUAUCUGUGGGAUAGUUUGCAUUGGUCCCAAUGUGCUGAUGGUGCACAAGCGAAGCCACACUGGCGAGCGACCAUUCCAGUGCAACCAGUGUGGUGCUUCUUUCACCCAGAAAGGCAACCUGCUUCGCCACAUCAAGCUGCACUCGGGGGAAAAGCCCUUCAAGUGUCACCUCUGCAGUUACGCCUGUCGCAGGAGGGAUGCCCUAACAGGCCACCUUCGCACACACUCUGUUGGAAAACCCCAUAAGUGUGCAUACUGUGGGCGGAGCUACAAGCAGCGCAGCUCUCUAGAGGAGCACAAGGAGCGUUGUCACAACUACCUCCAGUGCAUGGGGCUGCAGAACAGCAUCUAUACAGUAGUAAAGGAAGAAAGCAACCAGAAUGAGCAGAGGGAAGACUUAAGCCAGACGGGAUCUGACAGAGCCUUGGUGCUAGACAGACUAGCUAAUAAUGUAGCCAAACGUAAGAGCACUAUGCCACAGAAGUUUGUGGGUGAGAAGCGUCUGUCGGACCUCUCCUUUGACGCGGGCGGUGGGGGGGAGCUGAUGCAGCCGCAUGUCAUCGACCAGGCUAUCAACAGCGCCAUCAGCUAUCUGGGAGCUGAGUCACUGCGGCCGCUGGUGCAGACUUCCCCGGCCUCCUCCUCUGACGUGGCCACGGGCCCCAUGUUCCCCCUCCACAAGCCCCCCUCUGAGGGCCCAACAGCCAACCAUGGCCUGUCAGCUAAAGACAGCGCCGCAGAGAACCUGCUGCUGUUGUCCAAGUCCAAGUCGGCCUCCAGUGAGAAGGAUGGCUCUCCCAGCCCCAGCGGCCAGGAUUCCACCGACACAGAGAGCAACAACGAAGAGAGAGCCGGUGGGGGGGGCCCAGGGCUCAUCUACUUGACCAACCACAUCACCUCCGGGGGCCGCAAUGGCGUCAUGCCCCUGGUGAAAGAAGAGCAGCAGCGGCAGUACGAGGCCAUACGGGCCAACAUGGAGAUGGUCUCUGAGUGUUUCAAGGUGGUGGGUGGGGAUGGGGAACAGAUAAGGGCGUACCGGUGUGAACACUGCCGUGUCCUCUUCCUGGACCACGUCAUGUACACCAUCCACAUGGGCUGCCACGGCUUCCGAGAUCCCUUUGAGUGCAACCUCUGUGGCCACCGCAGUCAGGACCGUUACGAGUUCUCCUCGCACAUGACGCGAGGGGAGCAUCGCUACUGAGAUAGACACACACACACACAUGCACACACACACAAGCGCACACACACACAAACACAGAUCAUGGAUAACCCUACUAAAACCACUCAGAUACUUGUUUUUUCAACAACAAAUUGCAUGAUUGAGACAAAACUAUGUUUCAGAGAAAACUAAGUUGAGAAUCAACUUUUUAGUGGAGUAAAAGGGUAUUAAGAUUAUUCUUCAGUGAAUUCAAGAGAACCUACAAAAUCUGUGUGCCUCAGCAGUAGGUAUCAUGUCACAUACUGUAUUGUUCAUACAUUAAUUUACCUUUCGAAAACCUGUAUAGAAUGUAUAAAUGUCACAGUGUACCCAGGCAACUGAGUUGUGUAAUUGUGAAUAAAAGAAUAACAUUGUCUCAUCUUAAAUUCAUUUUUCAAGGAACUGCUUGAAAUGCAAAUUGUUAUGAAAUAAUCAUUUCUAAACCUUAAAUGCAAGAUGUUUGUAGGUUUACAAUAAACAUCACUGUUGGAGAUUAUAUAGUACCCUUUUAGUUUGUUUAUAACCUCUUGUUCUUUUGUAUUACAUUUUAUACAUUAUUUAUGCUGUGUAAAUGCAUGUCUCUUUUUGUAAUUUAUUGCAGUUGGUCCGGGUAUCCUAUAUCGUAAAACAUAUAUCAUGUUUCAGCUCGUUAAUGUAUUCAGUGGACUUGAGUUUUAAAUACCUACGUGGCCACUGUUCACUGAAAGAUGUUUAUUUUUGUCUGCAGUCUUUUACAACAGGUCUUUUUGAGGUGUUAAAUUUUUUUGUUUGACUCAUUUAUGCUUGCAAAAUAUCAAUAAACGAUAUUUUACAUAUAUAAAGUAUACUGAUUGCUUGUUCUUGAAAAUGUGUAAUGGUUGGCCAGCACAAAUCUACACACAUGUACAUUUGAAGAUGUGAGGAGUUCCAUCCUAACCUAUAUUAAAAUAUAUACAGGAAAGCCUACAGAGU